GGGGCUUCGGCCGCCCCGGUGCAGGGCGGGAGGUGGCGGCGGCGGCGGCGGGAGCAUGGCGUGGUCUCGGUACCAGCUGGGCCUGGCUGCCCUCAUGCUGCUCACCGGCUCCAUCAACACGCUGGCGGCCAAGUGGGCUGACAACUUCAGCGCUGCUGGCUGCGGUGGGACGGAAGAGCACAGCUUCCAGCACCCCUUCCUGCAGGCCGUGGGCAUGUUCCUGGGUGAGUUCUCCUGCCUAGCUGUGUUCUACCUGCUGCUAUGGAGGGACCGGCGGAGGCCGGAGCCCAGCAUGGCGCCAUCACAGCCCUUCAGCCCGCUGCUUUUCCUGCCCCCUGCACUCUGCGACAUGACUGGGACCAGCAUCAUGUAUGUGGCCCUGAACAUGACCAGCGCCUCCAGCUUCCAGAUGCUGCGAGGAUCCGUCAUCAUCUUCACUGGGCUCCUCUCUGUGGCCUUCUUGGGCCGCAAGCUGGAGCUGAGCCAGUGGCUGGGCAUCCUGGUCACCAUCGUAGGGCUGGUGGUGGUGGGACUGGCUGACCUGCACAGCAGCCACGACCAGAAGCACAAGCUCAGCGAGGUGAUAACCGGUGACCUGCUUAUCAUCAUGGCACAGGUGAUCGUUGCCAUCCAGAUGGUGCUGGAGGAGAAGUUUGUCUACAAACACGACGUGCACCCGCUGCGGGCUGUCGGCACUGAAGGUUUUUUCGGUUUCAUCAUCCUGGCCCUGCUGCUGGUCCCUAUGUACUACAUCCCAGCGGGCAGCUUCAGCGGGAACCCCCGGCAGGUGCUGGAGGAUGCCCUCGAUGCCUUCUGCCAGAUCGGCCGGCAGCCCCUCAUCGCCCUGGCCCUGUUGGGUAACAUCAGCAGCAUCGCCUUCUUCAAUUUCGCCGGCAUCAGCGUCACCAAAGAGAUCAGUGCCACCACCCGCAUGGUGCUGGACAGCCUCCGCACCGUCGUCAUCUGGGCUGUCAGCCUGGCAGUGGGUUGGGAGCUUUUCCACGGCCUGCAGAUCUUGGGUUUUGCCAUCUUGCUGAUGGGUGCUGCCCUCUACAACGGGCUGCACCGCCCUGUGUUCGCUCGCCUGGCCCAGAGCAGGGCUGAUGGCAGCGAGGCCGAGCGGGAGGGAUUGCUGCAUGCAGAGAACACUGCCAUCAACAGUGAACGCUGAGCACUGUGACCUGUGGGACUUGUGCUCCUUCCAGGAGGAGCCUUUCUGCUGCCUCACUGUGUGGAGGCGUGGGGAGGACACUGCUGGGCUGUGCAUGCCUGCCUUUCCUUGGCACGGACAGGGCCAGCUUGGUAGGCAGAAGGCUCGCAAUGGGGCUGGCCCCACUGAUCCACGACCUGUGUUGCUGCCAAAUAAAGUGCUCCUGCCCAUGA
This is a messenger RNA of Tympanuchus pallidicinctus (lesser prairie-chicken), 1383 nucleotides long. RefSeq names its product solute carrier family 35 member F6 (gene SLC35F6). Lineage: Eukaryota; Metazoa; Chordata; Aves; Galliformes; Phasianidae. Gene Ontology annotation, molecular function: transmembrane transporter activity. The record is from RefSeq and is a predicted model, not a curated record. Gene Ontology annotation, biological process: transmembrane transport. Bases 56 to 1171 code for a protein of 371 amino acids. Gene Ontology annotation, cellular component: membrane; intracellular membrane-bounded organelle. The transcript has 6 exons.